Messenger RNA from Schistocerca americana (American grasshopper), 669 nucleotides. RefSeq lists its product as uncharacterized. The coding region runs from base 130 to 669 and encodes 179 amino acids. Gene Ontology annotation, molecular function: protein binding. The transcript has 3 exons. The record is from RefSeq and is a predicted model, not a curated record. NCBI's taxonomy places the organism in Eukaryota, Metazoa, Arthropoda, Insecta, Orthoptera, Acrididae.
GCCGGGUGGGGGCAGCCGCGCGCCCCGGCUGUCUGUGCGGCCCAGUUGUGUGCCAGGCGUGCAGCAGCGGGUGCGGCUCAGUCCAGCCUCGGUGAUAACACCAGAGACAGCCCACCAGCCGCCACACAGAUGAGGCCUGCCACCACCACCGCCGCCCCCGCCGCCGACAUCUCUGCCAGCGCACCUCGCCAGACACCUGCUGCUGCAUGGCCCAUGACUCCUCAACCUGAUGAGGCCACUGUCUCUCGCAUGCGGAGGCUCUCUGCAAAGACGAGAAACAUGAGGCUGGUCCAUGCGGCUGGGAAGAGGGCAGUGGGGCAGCUGAGGGCGCUGCUCGCCGCGGGGGCAGACGUUGGGGCGAGGGCCGGGCUUGAGGGGCGGACCGCCCUGCACUGGGCAGCGCGCAGGGGAGACGGCGAGGCUGCUGCUGGAGGCAGGGGCGGCGGUGGACGCCAGGGAGAUCAAGGGCAAGCAGAGGACGCCUCUGCACCUGGCUGCAGAGGAGGGAGGAGCCGCUGUCGCGCGGCUGCUGCUGCGGGCGACCGCCGACCCCAACGCCAGAGAUUGCAGAGGGUGGAGGCCUCUGCAUCUUGCAGCAGCCUAUGGCAGGGCAGAAGUGGCAGCUGCGUUGCUCGACGCGGGGGCCGACAAGGGGGCCACAACUGGUGA